This is a messenger RNA of Sycon ciliatum, 1483 nucleotides long. Its product is annotated as salivary glue protein Sgs-3-like. The record is from RefSeq and is a predicted model, not a curated record. The coding region runs from base 1 to 1110 and encodes 369 amino acids. Lineage: Eukaryota; Metazoa; Porifera; Calcarea; Leucosolenida; Sycettidae. Gene Ontology annotation, cellular component: extracellular region. The transcript has 2 exons.
AUGUCCAGCCUGAAAUGCGGUGAAAACCUAUACAUCAGUACGAACACGCCCUCUAACCCAGCCGUCAGUGUGACGCCAUGGGAUAGAGAGAAACAAGACUACGACUACGCCACUCCGGCGUGCGCACCUGGCAAGGUCUGCGGCCAUUACACCCAGAUUGUGUGGAACUCCAGUCAGCAGCUGGGCUGCGGGGCGAAACUGUGCGACGGGGCAACCACCAUAAACUUCCCAUGGAGUACGAGUAGAUACCCCAAAGGUUACAUUGUGGUGUGUAACUACGGACCGGGUGGCAACUUUCGUAAUACGAAGCCAUACAAGGCAUGUGCACAGUCUACCACUGAGAUGCCCACCACUGAGGUGCCCACCACUGAGAUGCCCACCACUGAGAUGCCCACCACUGAGGUGCCCACCACGGAGGUGCCCACCACCGAGAUGCCCACCACCGAGAUGCCCACCACCGAGAUGCCCACCACCGAGAUGCCCACCACUGAGAUGCCCACCACCGAGAUGCCCACCACUGAGGUGCCCACCACUGAGAUGCCCACUACUGAGAUGCCCACCACCGAGGUGCCCACCACGGAGGUGCCCACCACGGAGGUGCCCACCACCGAGAUGCCCACCACCGAGAUGCCCACCACCGAGAUGCCCACCACUGAGAUGCCCACCACCGAGAUGCCCACCACCGAGAUGCCCACCACCGAGAUGCCCACCACGGAGAUGCCCACCACUGAGAUGCCCACCACUGAGGUGCCCACCACCGAGAUGCCCACCACCGAGAUGCCCACCACCGAGAUGCCCACCACUGAGGUGCCCACCACCGAGAUGCCCACCACCGAGAUGCCCACCACCGAGAUGCCCACCACCGAGAUGCCCACCACUCAGAUGCCCACCAGUGAGAUGUCAGCCACCAGUAUCACAUCCCAAUAUCCAUCGCCAGCAGCCACACCCAGCACACCCGCCGCAGCGGAGCCUCAGGCAGCGGACAACAGCACGGGUCAGUUUCCAGGGACCAUGCUGUCGGAACACUCUGCAGCCCAGAUGCUGCACCCGCAUGCAAGUCAUUGCCUCAUCCCGUCUGCUCUAAUCUUUCUCUUGUAUCUGAUAGCCUAGGCUAUGCGCUUUUUUGGAAGUAUGAGUUGCAUAAUAAUAAUACUUCAAAAGUAAUAAUAAUAAUAAUAUUCCUUUGUAAUCCCCAUAACAACAUCAACGUCCUUAUCAUUUGUACAAUACCUGUCUUUGUACAUAACUGGCGUUGCAAAUUCUAUAUUAUUGUUUGAUGUUGGAGUUUGGAUUGAGUUUCUUUCCUUUCUUCCUCUUCCUUCCCCUUUUUCUUGUCCCUUUGGUUUUUGGCUUUUUUAUUUUUUAUUUUUUUCACUUUCUUUUUGCUGUCUCACCCAUGGAAAUAUUUCCCGGUGGGUCUGGCUUAUCGCCUUCGAAAGAAGUGAAUAAAGGAGACAUAGUAAUAAAAUCAAAAAUUUAAUGA